CGCGCGGAUCGGAGAGGCGGCGCGAGUGCGGAGCCGGAGCGUCGAGGCGAGCGUGACGUCGCGCCGCUGGCGUCCGGAGCCGGUGAGGUCACGGACUGGCGUCCGGAGGUGGGCCUCCCCGGCGAGACCGGACGGCUGAGCGCCGCUGCCCGACGGACGGACGACUCCGCUGGUGACGGCAGUGUGAGGGAGCAGCUCUCGUCCGGACGCGAUCACAGCCGGCUCGGAUCUCCCACCGCUCCGAGCUGGCACUCGGCUCACGCCACCCGACGCAGGGCGACCUCGUGGUCUGAGCCUGCUCAGCGCGACCUCGUGGCCUGAGCCCGCCUCUCGGUGUCUGGACCCAGGCAGAGCCGGCCGCACCGGAGCCGGAAGCUGCGGGCCCGGCUGAGGAUGCGCCCCAGCGCCUCGAGCCGGGCACUCUCUGGAGCCGACCGCCGCCGCUGAGCAGGCUGCAGGUCGGCCGCCGGGGUCGGCGACAGCCCCGAUGUCGCACGGCACAGCGACGCCCCUCCUGCUGGCAGUGGUUCUUCUGCUGGGAGUGGUCCGCGCACAGGAUGGCUGCAAAGAUGAAGUGUUGCAGUGCUACUCCUGCAACAGUGUAGACGACAGCCGGUGUCUCAACCCGUUUAAUUACACCGAUCGGCCGCCCACCUCGCCGUGCAAGGGAUGGUGCGUCAAAAUUGUCGAGGAUAUCGACACAGAGUUCGAAAAGGUCCUCCGGACGUGUACGGAUAGGAUGCACAUCAAUCCGUUCAUAGUGGGCAACGUGUGCAUGGAAGAAAGCAGCGGACACGGCUCACUGUGUUUCUGCAAAAAGGACAGAUGUAACGCUAGCGCGCGAGCCCGCCUUCCCGCCGUCCUCCUGCUUGGCGCCGGCCUGGCCCGCUGGCUGUUAACGUAGUGGCCGGUCGUGCCCCGGUCAAUCGGCCACCCCAACGCCCGUCCGGGUCGUUUUCCGUUCCUCGUGCUGAGGCGCGGCGCCGGUCCGCCGCCCACACACGCCGUGUGCUGUUGGAGCGCUGUAUAUAUUUACUACUCGGUCCAGCUGUAGCAUAUAGCUCGAUCGGAGGGCUUGUGAUACAUGCAAUCCUUGUUAUUAAACUAAGAUCUAAUCGCGUCCCCUUGGAACGUCGAGUGUUUUAUCCGAUCACUCUUUUGCUCACUGCGGCUGCUCGCUAGAUUAUGGAGCCAUCAUGCGAAGGCAAUGCGCCCGUCGGCCUGCUCCUUCCGAGGCCAUCCUCUCGCUGUUGACGCCUACUUGUGCGCUCUCUGUCUCUCUCACUCAUGUUGCGCGCCAGCUUUGAGUGUUGGCUGAGCUGGCUCGGUCGGCAUCUCCUCUCCUCUCCUCUCUCUAACGACACCGCCACGUCAGGCCGAGCGCGAGGCGCUUCGUACUCUGCUUCCCGAACACCAGCGCGCGCUGGAGUGGUCCCCCACGCGCCCGACAGCCCGGCCGCGCCGCCGCCGGGUCC
Molecule: messenger RNA, 1475 nt
Organism: Pollicipes pollicipes
Lineage: Eukaryota; Metazoa; Arthropoda; Thecostraca; Pollicipedomorpha; Pollicipedidae
Gene: qvr
Product: glycosylphosphatidylinositol-anchored protein quiver
Exons: 4
Coding region: 488-904 (138 amino acids)
Biological process (GO): positive regulation of voltage-gated potassium channel activity; regulation of synaptic transmission, cholinergic; sleep
Source: RefSeq, a predicted model, not a curated record